Peromyscus leucopus (white-footed mouse) is the source of this 3253-nucleotide messenger RNA. RefSeq names its product enhancer of zeste 1 polycomb repressive complex 2 subunit (gene Ezh1). Gene Ontology annotation, biological process: chromatin remodeling. Lineage: Eukaryota; Metazoa; Chordata; Mammalia; Rodentia; Cricetidae. Gene Ontology annotation, molecular function: histone H3K27 methyltransferase activity; protein binding. Bases 231 to 2474 code for a protein of 747 amino acids. The transcript has 22 exons. The record is from RefSeq and is a predicted model, not a curated record.
UGGCCGCGGCGCAGGGGCGUGGCGGCAGCGCGCAGGCGUCCUAGCGGCGGCUCGCUGCGUCUCAGGAUGGAGGGCCGUGCAGUUCAUUUGAAGAACAGAGGCACAUUAUAAAGUCCAGCGUUUCCAGCUGCAUUCCAUGAGUGCUGGGGCUAGAACCUAGAGCCACACACUUGAAACAGAUCUCUGCGAGUCAGCCACACCAUGCUGCUCCAGUGCUAAAUUCCAGGAAAAUGGAUCUAGCGAGUCCGCCGACUUCCAAAUGCAUCACGUACUGGAAAAGAAAGGUGAAGUCUGAGUACAUGAGACUCCGGCAGCUCAAGCGGCUUCAGGCGAACAUGGGAGCCAAGGCUCUGUACGUGGCCAAUUUCGCAAAGGUUCAGGAAAAAACCCAGAUCCUCAAUGAAGAAUGGAAGAAGCUUCGAGUGCAGCCUGUUCAGCCGAUGAAGCCUGUGAGUGGGCAUCCUUUUCUCAAAAAGUGUACCAUAGAGAGCAUUUUCCCGGGCUUCGCCAGCCAGAACAUGCUGAUGAGGUCUCUGAACACGGUUGCGUUGGUUCCCAUCAUGUAUUCCUGGUCCCCUCUCCAGCAGAACUUCAUGGUGGAAGAUGAGACGGUGUUGUGCAAUAUUCCCUACAUGGGUGACGAGGUGAAGGAAGAAGACGAGACUUUCAUCGAGGAGCUGAUCAAUAACUACGAUGGCAAAGUUCAUGGCGAAGAAGAGAUGAUCCCUGGGUCUGUUCUGAUCAGCGAUGCCGUGUUCCUGGAGCUGGUCGAUGCCCUCAAUCAGCACUCAGAUGAGGAAGAGGAAGGGCACAAUGACCCCUCAGAUGGGAAGCAGGACGGCAGCAAAGAGGAUCUGCCAGUGACAAGAAAGCGGAAGCGCCACGCCAUGGAAGGCAACAAAAAGAGUUCCAAGAAGCAGUUCCCCAAUGACAUGAUCUUCAGUGCCAUUGCUUCCAUGUUCCCCGAGAACGGCGUCCCCGAUGACAUGAAGGAGAGGUAUCGGGAGCUGACGGAGAUGUCCGACCCCAACGCCCUUCCCCCACAGUGCACACCCAACAUCGAUGGCCCCAACGCCAAGUCCGUGCAGCGGGAGCAGUCUCUACACUCUUUCCACACCCUUUUCUGCCGCCGCUGCUUCAAAUACGACUGCUUCCUCCACCCUUUCCAUGCGACUCCUAAUGUAUAUAAACGCAAGAACAAAGAAAUCAAGAUUGAACCAGAACCAUGUGGCACAGACUGCUUCCUUUUGCUGGAAGGAGCAAAGGAGUAUGCCAUGCUCCAUAACCCUCGGUCCAAGUGCUCUGGGCGCCGCCGGCGAAGGCACCACGUGGUCAGUGCGUCCUGCUCUACCACAUCGGGCUCUGCUGUGGCUGAGACUAAAGAAGGAGACAGCGACAGGGACACAGGCAAUGACUGGGCCUCCAGUUCUUCAGAGGCUAACUCUCGCUGUCAGACCCCCACGAAGCAGAAAGCCAGUCCAGCCCCACCUCAGCUCUGUGUUGUGGAAGCCCCCUCAGAGCCCGUGGAGUGGACUGGAGCUGAAGAAUCUCUUUUCCGAGUCUUCCAUGGCACCUACUUCAACAACUUCUGCUCCAUAGCCAGGCUUCUGGGGACAAAGACAUGCAAGCAGGUCUUCCAGUUUGCCGUCAAGGAGUCGCUCAUCCUGAAGCUGCCGACGGAUGAGCUCAUGAACCCUUCCCAGAAGAAGAAAAGAAAACACAGGUUGUGGGCCGCACACUGCAGGAAAAUCCAGCUGAAGAAAGAUAACUCUUCUACACAGGUGUAUAACUACCAACCCUGUGACCACCCGGACCGUCCCUGUGACAGCACCUGCCCCUGCAUCAUGACCCAGAAUUUCUGUGAGAAGUUCUGCCAGUGCAGCCCAGACUGCCAGAACCGUUUUCCCGGGUGUCGCUGUAAGACCCAGUGCAAUACCAAGCAGUGCCCUUGCUAUCUGGCAGUACGCGAGUGUGACCCUGACUUGUGCCUCACCUGUGGGGCCUCAGAGCACUGGGACAGCAAGGUGGUGUCUUGCAAAAACUGCAGCAUCCAGCGUGGCCUCAAAAAGCACCUGCUGCUGGCCCCUUCCGAUGUGGCCGGAUGGGGCACCUUCAUCAAGGAGUCUGUGCAGAAGAAUGAGUUCAUUUCUGAAUAUUGUGGUGAGCUCAUCUCUCAGGAUGAGGCUGAUCGGCGAGGGAAGGUCUAUGAUAAAUAUAUGUCCAGCUUCCUCUUCAACCUCAACAAUGAUUUUGUAGUGGAUGCUACCCGGAAAGGAAACAAAAUUCGCUUUGCAAACCAUUCAGUGAACCCCAACUGUUAUGCCAAAGUGGUCAUGGUGAAUGGAGAUCACCGCAUUGGGAUCUUUGCCAAGAGGGCAAUUCAGGCUGGUGAAGAGCUCUUCUUUGAUUAUCGGUACAGCCAAGCUGAUGCCCUCAAGUAUGUGGGCAUCGAGAGGGAGACGGACGGCUUCUAGCCCUCUGGGCCCUGGGACAGUGCUGCUGUGGCAGCCCUGUCUUGGCUUCAGGCACACACCAUUGCUGCUCCAGCUCCUGCCAUGUCUUCCAUGCUGAGAACCCCCACCUACUCCUGUGUGACUAGGCCUCCGCUGUAUCCCAAGGAGACACCCUGCCUCAGUGAGAAGGGAAACAGGCGCACUGGAAACCUGGUCUCCCAGGAGAGUUCAGAUGUGAGAAGCUGCACCUCCAGAUCAGAGGGGGUGGCCAUGGGCUGGGGUGGAUAUCGAUGCUUGAUUUCUCCUCAGCUCCCGCACUGUGGGCCUCAGGAAUCAACCCGCACUGCCCUUUCGGCUUUCCCAGUCAAGUCCUUGUACCACUGCUGUCGGGCAUUGCUAAGUGAAACCAGGUCCCUGGAGCCCACAGGUGCUCAGGGUUAGAGGUGAGCCUGACAGGCAUUACAGACAACUCAGAGGGAAUUGUGUCUCUGUGACAUCAAAGCAGAAAUUUAAGGUUGCAGGAGGGAAAGCUAAGGGGCACCCUUCUGUGGACAGAGGGAGAGCCAGCCAGAGCCAGGGCCCAGGAGGCUUGGAAAGGCCUGUCCUAUAGACUAUGGGGGUAACAGGGCGUUUUCAGACUCGGAGCAGCAGGCACCAGUGACCCAGCGCCUUCCAAAGUCCUGGCUCAGUGGCAGCAGGUCUAGGCUGCUGAGCAUGGGCUGUGUCUGGCUGGGAGUGAGUACUCUGGGUCACUGAGCUGCGGUUGUCCUCAGGCCUUCCAUUCCUCAGAGCUAGGUCCA